Molecule: messenger RNA, 2724 nt
Organism: Penicillium angulare
Lineage: Eukaryota; Fungi; Ascomycota; Eurotiomycetes; Eurotiales; Aspergillaceae
Exons: 3
Coding region: 1-2724 (907 amino acids)
Source: RefSeq, a predicted model, not a curated record
AUGAAAUCUUCAUCGCAUCGGCUAGGAGAUCUCUCCAAGAAGCUUUGUCGGCAGCUUGAGGAAUCAGCCCUCUUGGCCCUCAGCAUCGCCAGAUCCCCUAUGCUCUACCUUGACCGUGGCUGGGCGGGCUCUCGUACAUAUUUCUUUUCCAUCAGUUUCAUCUCCCUUAUACUGUCCAAAUGCUUCCAUAUCUGCGUCCAUCUCACAUCAUUAGAGGUUCCAUCUCUCGUCCCCUGGGGCCCCACAUUCUUCCUGGUGGAUAUCUUACUCAUUCUGGUCGCGUGCCUCCUUACCCGAUCGUUCGAAUGGCGGAUCUAUCGGAACGUAGCCGCUGUGGUCAUUGUAUUAUUCAGUCUAUAUGUCUCGUCGAUGACCUCCGCCAACAUCUCCUAUUAUGUCCAUAAGGGCGUGGAGAUCCACUGGCGGAAAUUGAAGAGGUCUCAUUCUGACAAUCCCGCUGCCCAGACUAUUAUCUCCGCUUUAACUGUCGCUAUCCUCGUCGACGCGUUGAUUAUGGUCAGUGCGUACUUCGCUACACCGUGCCUUUUCCAGGCUACCAACACAUUCCUGGAGAUUUGGGGUUCGCUUAUGCUCUCCCCUCUCCGCCGAUGUUGUCGACAAAAGGCUCUGUCCGAUCGAGAGACCUAUGAGCAGAUUGCAAUUUAUGACUAUGACGAGGGUCACAACGACAUCGACUCCGUAUCGCAGGGGGAUACGCCCCAGGAACCACCCGAACCGAAGAGCAGACCGUUAUUGAAGCGUAUUAUCGUCAUAUCGUGCGGUUCAAUUAUAAUAUUUCUCAGCUGCAUUCGUCCAUAUGGCACGAACUACAGUUAUCUCUCUGAGUCCCUGCCUCUCGCGCCGUUCAGUGUCCUUGACUAUCGGCCCACCCAUGUAAGUGCCACGUCGGCAAAUGCAAGUGCCGCUCCUCAAAGUGCCGCUCCUCAAAGUGCCGCUCCUCAAAGUGCCCCAGAAGAGACCACCAAUGAAAAUGUCAAUCAAGGUGCCGCGUCGUUGCAGGGCAAUUUUAGCUGGCUGGACGGCCAAACCGCUCUGGACCACUUUCCGACAUUUGACUGGCUACCUCCAUUUAAUUCGUCAGGUAGCUUUCCGGAUUGGUCUCCUUUUCACAUAAAUAAGCACAACAAGUCUGACUAUGUGUAUGAACACUACAACCCGAUGAAAGAUCCUCUACACAUGGCAAACCUCCAGAACGAAAUUUUGGAGCCUAUACGUGAAGUUCUCCAUAACGGAAGUGUGAGGAUUAAGCAUGUCAUUCUAAUCAAGUUGGAGAGCACGCGGCAGGACGUGUGGCCGUUUCGCUCCAGCUCUUAUAUCAUGAAGCACAUCAAGGACUCUUACCCGGGCGGCCGUAUCCCCGAAGAGGUCGAGGAUAGACUUUCUAAGCUCACCCCUACCGCCGAACGUUUAACCGGAUUUGAGACCGGGUUCAAUAAAGACAAGGAUCACCCAAAGCCCUACGGCGGCAUCAGUGCGAGCAACGCUUACACGUCCGGGACCUACACCCUGAAAAGUAUUACGGGCACUGUGUGCGGCGUGAAUCCUAUGGCUGUCGAGGCCAACCUCGAGUACCUGCACGAUAUUUACCAGCCAUGCUUACCACACAUACUCGAAGCAUUGAACCAACAGCCAAACACCACCAGUCAGAAAGAUGAUUGGACCUCCUGGCCGUGGCACACUAUGUGGAUGCAGUCCCACUCCGACGCCUGGGACAAGCAUUUUAUGCUUCAUCCCGCUCUGGGAUACAAGGAUAUUAUGGCAAAGAGAACAAUCGAUGCAGCUGGUGGUUUAUACAUCCCGGAGGAGACAGAAGAGGAGGAGGAACAUGGCCAUGAGGAUAAGGUACUGAAGAAUUAUCUCCGGGAUGUCGUUGCCGAUGCCAAGAAAAACAACACUCGCCUCUUUCUAAGCCAUCUAACCCACAAUACACAUACUCCCUAUUACAAGCCUGGUGAUUAUAAGGAGAUGAUGGGAGAUUUGUCGACUGAACGGAACCAGAGGUUAAACCGGUACCUAAAUACUAUAGCCUACCAGGAUGAGUGGGUGGCCGACAUCCUGGAGGUUCUCAAUGACGCUGGGAUUGCCGAUGAGACUCUUCUUGUUAUGGCUGGUGACCACGGACUAUCACUCCCAAAUGACGGUGGUAUAACGGCUUGGCAUUCCCCCCAUGUCGGCAAUUUCCAUGUGCCCUUAUUCUUCUCGCAUCCCAAGCUGCCCCAGAUCCAAGUCAAUAGUGCUGUCCUUUCCACCCAAAUCCUCCCUACUAUCCUCGAUCUUCUUGUCGAAACCUCAUCCGUUGACGAACAGUCGAACAAGAUCAUCAAGGACCUGCUCCCUAUGUACGAGGGCCAGUCGAUGCUGCGUCCGCUCAUCCCCGAGCACAACGGCAAGCAAGAAUGGCAUUUCUCCACGAUGAACCCUGGGGGAACGUGGUUUUGCAUGCGAGCGGCCGCACAGCCGUACCGUUUGGUCGUGCCUCUCAAACCCGACGGUACGUGGCGAUUCACCGAUGUCGUCGCCGACCCAUUCGAGCUCAGACCUGAGGAAGACCAUCAAGUUGUGUUUUUGAUCGAUGCUGUGCAGAAGCGGCACGGGCCCGAGGCCGCGAAGUGGCUCAACGAGGCGGCCCAUGUGGCCAAUUGGUGGGUUUCGGAGAACCAUCGCCGCUGGAAAUAUGAUCCCGAGAACCCGGAGAACUCUUGA